Marasmius oreades (fairy-ring Marasmius) is the source of this 2508-nucleotide messenger RNA. RefSeq lists its product as uncharacterized. Bases 46 to 2508 code for a protein of 820 amino acids. The transcript has 17 exons. Gene Ontology annotation, cellular component: nucleus; mitochondrion. The record is from RefSeq and is a predicted model, not a curated record. Lineage: Eukaryota; Fungi; Basidiomycota; Agaricomycetes; Agaricales; Marasmiaceae. Gene Ontology annotation, molecular function: DNA binding; DNA ligase (ATP) activity; ATP binding. Gene Ontology annotation, biological process: DNA repair; Okazaki fragment processing involved in mitotic DNA replication; DNA biosynthetic process.
CGCGUUACUCCACUUCGUCAUCUACGCGUUUCAUUUUCUCUUUUGAUGGAAAGACAGCAAACACUCGGACAAUUCUUCGAAAUGCCUAAACCGGAUCCUCCACAACAAUCGACUCUCAAAGAGAUGUGGGUAAAGAAACACAAGGAAUCGAAGGUGCCCAAGGAAGUAGAGGAAACACGUAGGGCGGCAGAUGAGCACGAGAAUACGCGAGAGAUGUCUGAGAGUUCUAAACGUAGACAUCCAGAGGUCCCUGAAACAAGUAACGCCCCCAAACAAAAGAAACGAAAGGUGGUAUACUCCGAUGACGAAGAUACAUCCCCAGCCACCACCACCGAGUCUUCCAAAACCAAGCCAUCCUCUCAGACAUCUAAACUCAAGUCUCCAAGAGGGAAAAACGCAGUAUCAUCUGCCGAACACGAUGAAAAAGAUGAUGGUGCAACGGAUGCAGUAUCUACUGGCAGUGGUGAUGGGGAAAAGGGCCAUGAUGAAGAUGAACUUGUUGAGGAUGAAGAUGAAGAAAUGGUCGCCUCGGGCGGUGCGGCAGCAUCCAAGACUGCUCUCGCAGCUCUCUCUAAAAUAAAUGAAGUCGACGUCAAGGGCGGAUGGAAAGUUUCAGAACCAGUUCCCUAUGCCGCUCUCGCGAAAACUUUUUCAAUAAUAGAAGCCACAACGAAACGACUGGAGAAGAAUGCAUUGCUCACAUCAUUAUUAUUGCUUGUGAUUCAACGAAGCACCAAGAAGGAUCAUACCUCUCUCCUUCAGACCGUUUAUCUAUGUAUCAAUCGUCUGAGCCCGGAUUACAUCGGAAUCGAGCUUGGUAUAGGGGAAAGUCUUCUCAUCAAAGCCAUUGCCGAAUCCACAGGAAGGAGUCUGGCUGUUGUCAAAGCGGAUCUGAAGAAAGAAGGGGAUCUUGGGCUCGUCGCAUUGAACUCGAAAAAUAGCCAGAAGACGUUAUACAAGCCAAAACCUCUAACGAUUCCAUUCGUGUUUUCGAAAUUGAAAGAGAUCGCACUUAGUACCGGUCAUUCUUCACAGGCGAAGAAGGUCGGAAUAAUCACAAAACUGUUAGCUGCUUGCCAGAAUUUCGAAGCCAAGUAUAUCGUCCGUAGCUUGGAGGGCAAACUCAGGAUAGGCAAUGCGGAGAGAUCUGUUCUCGUCGCACUUGCACACGCUGCAGUCCUCGCAGAGAAAGAGAGCUCGGGUAAGAAAUGGAGCAACGAAAAGCUCGCCGUGCGGUUGGAAGAAGGCGCUGAUAUCUUGAAGUCAAUCUAUAGUGAAUUGCCCAGUUACGAUGAGGUUAUCCCAGCACUCUUAGAACAUGGAAUAGAUGGCCUACGCGAGCAUUGCAAGCUGAGACCGGGAGUCCCGUUGAAACCGAUGUUGGCUAAACCUACGAAAGCAAUUGGUGAAGUGCUCGAUAGAUUCGAGAACAAGCGGUUUACUUGUGAAUACAAAUACGACGGAGAACGUGCGCAGAUUCACAAACUCGAAGAUGGCACGUUACGUGUUUUUAGCAGGAAUUCUGAAGACAUGAGCAAGAAAUAUCCUGACCUCGUGGAGCAAAUUCCUCAUUGCAUCAAGGAUUCCACGAAGUCAUUUGUUCUGGACUCAGAAGCCGUUGCAAUAGAUCGCACAACAGGCAGACUACUGCCAUUCCAAGAAUUGAGUAGAAGAAAGCGUAAAGACGUCAAGGUUGAGGAUAUUCAAGUCCGGGUCUGUCUCUUUACUUUCGACCUUUUGUAUUUGAAUGGUGAAUCGCUCUUGCACAAUUCACUGAACGAGAGAAGAAAACUAUUACGUGAGCACUUCCAACCGGUUGAUCGCGAAUUCCAAUUCGCAAAAUCGUCCGAAAGCGAAGCAACGGAGGAUAUACAAGCGUUUCUCGAAGAGAGUGUCAGGGACGGAUGUGAAGGUCUAAUGGUCAAAAUGCUUGAUACUGAUGCCAGCUAUUAUGAACCUAGUAGACGUAGUGUCAACUGGCUGAAGCUCAAAAAAGAUUACCUGGCGGGCGUGGGUGACUCGCUAGAUCUUGUUGUUAUCGGAGCGUUCUACGGAAAGGGCAAACGAACGAAUGUGUACGGCGCUUUCCUGUUGGCAUGUUAUGACGGCGAUUCGGAAGAGUUUCAAUCGAUCUGCAAGGUCGCGACAGGUCUUAGUGAUGAAGCCUUGCAAACGCACUACGAGAUGCUCAAGCCGUUAGAAAUUCAAAAUCCUAGAGGCGAUGUCAAGAUUGGAGGUGCCAAAGCGGAUGUCUGGCUUGAGCCUCAGGUUGUCUGGGAGGUCUUGACGGCAGACCUGAGUUUGAGCCCAAUUUACACGGCAGCGCAGGGAUUGGUGGGAGACCGAGGAAUAUCUCUCCGGUUUCCUCGCUUCAUCCGGGUGCGAGAUGACAAAAACGCAGAGGAUGCUACUGGCCCCGAACAGAUAGCGGAAAUGUAUGAACGGCAGGCGCUCGCACAGAGUACUGGGAGAAAGAAGAAGGGAGAUGUCAACGAUGACUUUUGGUGA